Caenorhabditis angaria is the source of this 6244-nucleotide messenger RNA. The record is from the annotation of a GenBank genome assembly. NCBI's taxonomy places the organism in Eukaryota, Metazoa, Nematoda, Chromadorea, Rhabditida, Rhabditidae.
AUGGCAUUCACUCAAUUGACGUGGAAAGACUUUUUGAAAACAUUCGAAUUUGUCGAUCAAGCGGUCAGUGUUUUUUGAAACAUUUUGAUAAAGAUUGAUGUCCUUUUUGUUUUUCUCUUUCCAAAAAAACAUCAUGUUUUUGUUUACCAUUCCCACAAAAUGUUUUUUUUUCAAAAAAUAAAAAUAUUUUUCUAGUUCGAUUCAGUUGUAAAUAUGAUAACUGGUGAUGGAAAUGAAGAUGGUUCUUCAAAUGAUUCGAGUAAUAAUAAUAGUGAAACUGCAAUUCUGACUGCUGGAUCACAAAAUACUGCAGUUGUAUUGAAACGAAAACGAAGAAGUGAUAGUAAUUAUGAAGAAGCAUCGACUUCGAAAAAGAGUUCGUCGGAAGAUGAUGGAAGUGAUAAAGAGGAUUUGGGAGCACUGAGGUUCGUUUGGUUUUGGAGAUUUUUUUCCCUGAAUAAAACUUUUCAGGAUGAAAAAUUCACCUUAAAUUUUACCAAAUAACAUUUUUUUAUUCCAAGUUCCCGAAGAAUGUUUCUAAAAUUGGGAUUUAAAAAUAUAAAUUUCGCAAAAAUCUAAUAUUUUUUACCAAGAUGGAAAUUUACAAUAACAAAAUAAAUUUUCAAAAAUUAAAAAACGUGAAAUUUUUACGUGACCUAUAUUUCGUGGCAUUUGCAUUAUUUUUACCAAAAAAAAAAACAAAUCAUUUCAUUGCUUACUCGAAAAUGUCCGAAACGAUGUGAGAAAUUACCUCUUAUCCCUACAUUUCAAAUUUAUCUAUUCAUUUUCCAGGUUUUUGUCGAGUAUCACAAGUGUUAUCAUAAAUCCAUUGAGAAGAUCAAUAUAUAGUGGAGAUGAUUCUUGGGUUCCUGCUGAUUGCGAACAACUUGCCGAGUUUCCCAAAGAGUUGCUGGAUAAUUACAAAAAAGUGCAUCCGAAUGUUGAAGCGCCGCAAAAAUAUAAUUUGGUGAAUGGAGAUUUUGCGGUUCUUGUUAGUAAAGCUGUGAGUUGAUAUAUUUUUUUUUGAAAAAUUGAUGAAUUUUUGUAGAGUUUGGAUGAGGCUGGAUCAAAAAGAAAAACGAAAUCAGAACAAAAAAGUCGUGAAGAAGUUUUGACAAAUAAUCCAUUAAAUGCUUCCGCUGAAAAAACACCAUCGGCUGAAAAAACUAGCAAAGAAGAAAUUAAAGAAAAAACGUCUUCAAUUGAACAAAUCGAACAUCCUCUUCAUCAUCUUGCAAUAACUCUUUAUGAUGAGAAAAAUUCGAAAUAUGUUGUAUCCCUUUUCCGGAGUCAUAAUUUCGAAAAUGUUGUUGCACUCUGUGAAAGAUGUCGAGAAAAUCCAGAACUUUUUCGAAGUUUUCCACGCGAUGUUGAUAUUAAGGAGUAUCUUUUAACGAUUUUCAACGAAUUGCGAGAAAAUAUGACAUGGAAAACAGUGCAUAUUGCAGCCAAGAUUGGAUUAAUUGAAUAUUUUGAAGAGAUGAAAGAGCAUAAAAGAAAACGAUAUUUUAAUAUGAUUGCACAACCUGAAGGAUUAAAUGCACUUAUGAUUGCUGUACAAAAUGAUCAAUUAGAAACUGUUAAAUUGAUGUUAGAACAAGGAGCGGAUAUUAAUAUUGUAUCACAAGAAGGUGAAAAUAUAUUACAUAUUGCGGCUUUAUCGAGUAUGGAAAUGAUCAAAUUUUUAUGGGAGACCAAGAAAUGUGCAACAAUGUUGAAUAAAAGCGAUGCUGCUGGUAAUUCUCCGAUGUAUAUUGCAUUGACCAAUGGAUAUUUGAGUAAUGCGAGAUUGUUGAAGAAUUUGGGAGCAACUCUGACUGCGGCUGAAGCAACACAUGAAGCAACACCUUUGAUUGGAUCAGUGAAACGGGGAAAACUCGAUGUUGCGUGGGUUUUUUGUUUUUUGAGUAUGAAAAAGUAAUGUGAUGAGUAUGUAUUUUAGAACUCUGAAAAAGAUAUUGGAAAUCAAACCGGAUGCAUUUGAAGAAGUCGAACCGACAACUGGAAAUUCAGUUCUACAUUGUGUAACAACGAAAAGAUGCCUAGUUAUGCUGAUGGAAAAAUAUGUGAGUUUUACUUUUUUGUUUCAAAAAAUAUUCUGAAAUCCUCCGUUGUAGACCAAAAAACCAAAUUUCAUAUAUUCGAGCUCAAAAACUCAAGUUCAGAACACAAUUCUACAUUUUGUGGGUUCCCAUUUCCAAUAUUUUUUUCUCAGAAAGAUAAAGUUAACACAAGCGCCUGCAACAAUCUGAAACAAAACCCAAUUCAUGUUUUCGCUGCCAAAGAAGAAAUCGGAUUAGUUAUGACAAUUUGCUCAUUUUCCGCUGAUAUUGAUGUUCAAGAUGGAAAUGGAAACACUCCACUUCAUUAUGCUGUAACCAAAGGAAAUCUUGAUAUGACAAGACAAUUAUUGUGUCUUGGUGCAGAUCCGAAUAAAUUGAAUCAUUUCAAAGAGUCGCCAAGACAUAUUGCAGCGAGAUUUUCGGAAAAGUUAGUCGUAUUUUUACUCGAAAUUAAAAAUCGUUUAUCUUUUUCAGACAGAAGGCAGUUGAUAUGGUACGGUCUUUGAUUAUUUGUGGUGCGAAAACAUGCGAUGUUGGAUUUGUUGGUUGCGCAUUCGGAUGUAUGAAUCGAGAAGGAAUUGGAGCAUAUCGAGCACAUAUAACAUCUGAAGAUGAAAAGAUCAAGAAUGCACAAGUUGCAAAAGAUGCGACAACUGGAGCCUAUGAAUUUGAGCUCGAUCCGGAUACUCAUGUUUUGAAUGAAGCGUAUGCGGAGAAAAAUGAAGUUCGAGAUUUUCCGCAUAAAAUGGCCCUCGAAAGAGUGAAAGAGAAAUUAGAGCAACUUGCGAAAAAACAAGAUAAAUCAAAUAUUGUCAAUGUUUUGGCUCUAGAUGGUGGUGGAAUUCGAGGAUUAGUAACUGUUCAAAUGUUGAUUGCUCUAGAGAAAUAUUUGGAUAAACCGUUGAUUGAAUAUUUUGAUUGGAUUGGUGCAACGAGUACUGGAAGUUAUAUUAUGUCAACUUUGUUAGUUGGACAAAAUAUUCGACAAGCUCAGCGGUAUUAUCUACAAUUCAAAGAUUUAUUAUUUGAUUCGUGGAAACGGCCAUAUGAUGCGAAUAUUUUGGAGGGUUUGAUGAAGAGAUUAUUUGGAGAGAAUUUGAAAAUGGGAGAAGUAAAGUAUCCGAAAAUAUUCUGCACAACAGUUCGAGCUGACACUUUUCCAGUUCAACUUGAUUUAUGCCGAAGUUAUCGAUUACCAUUAACUGACAAGGAAAAUGAUGAACUUGGUUUUAAAGAUCCGAACGAAUUGACAUUAUGGAAAGCCUGUAGAAGAAGUAGCGCGGCUCCCACGUAUUUUUCAGCAUCAGAAGGUACGUUUAAGCUUGAUUUAAAAAUAGUUUCACCUGUUAUUCAAAAUAAUAAAAAUAAUAUUUACAAACUAUAAAUAGACAUUAAAAGUUUAAAAUAAUCAUCGACGAACUCUUUGAUGAUUUAUACUAACUAUUGUUGAGAUUUUUGGGCCAACUGUCAAACUUCCAUUAUAGAGAAUUUUUGAUUUCUCAAUUAUAAUUGCGCGAAUUGUUGGACUUGCCACAAAAUAAACUAAAAAUGUCAUCAUUGAAGACGCGGAAAUUCUAGAAUAGAAUAUUAUUUCUUUUGUUGAAUGGGAUAAUUGACUGUAUUGAUCCUAAAUGAACAAAACAUUAAUUCUAGAUUAAUUUUUCAUGGAAAUACUCACUGAAAAUAUAGUGAUGAAUAGAUUCGAUAACUCAUAUCCUAGAAUAAAAGUUGUUGUUGAAAUUGAUUGCACUAAUAGGGCUCUCUCAAAUUUUUGACGAAUUUUAGAAUUACUCAUAAUUGGCGGGAGAUUUCGACUGGCCACACUUGUUCGAUCUAAAAUAUUUUUUUUCAAUAAAGUUAUACCACAGGUGAAAAUAUUUAAUUAUGAAUUUACUUCCUAAAGAUUGUGUUGCAUUACUUCUUAUCAAAUUAUUGGUCAAAUCUCCGCGUUUCAUUGAAAGAUAAAUAAUUAACAUAAUAUUUAGAAUCAUUGAAAUUAAUGGGAUUAUAAUUAUAUAUUUGUUUUGAAGAAGAGUUAUCUGAAAUUCAUUAUCUACCAAAAUUGUUCCUCCAGAUAUAUUUUUAUUUACCCAAUGUCUGUCUGGUUGACACGCUGCUUCAAAACGAAUUGUUCGUUGAUUUACAUUAAUUUGACAAUUUGAGAAAUAUGGAACUAAUAAGCAAAACAAGUUGAAGAUUACCAAAAGUCCACAAUAAAUCCAUAUUCGAUUUUCUGUGAACACUUUUGACAUUGGCUUAUAAACUGUGUAAAUUCGUUGAGUUAUCAUUAAUAAUGUUAAAUAUAAUGGAUGCAUGUAUGAAAAUGUGCAAAUAAGAGUAAAGAUUGGGCCAACAGAUGAGCGAAAUUCUGACAGAAAAAUUUUUAUGUCCGGAAGUACUUUGUAUCCAGCCGGCUGAAAUAUUUACUUACCUGAAUAAGUGAUAUCAUCCAUAAGUAUUGGUAAUAUAAAUAGAAUAUAAAGAGUUAGGGCAUCUACAGUAUUUCCCAUUAUCAUAUUGUAAAUAUAUACAACUGGGAUUCGAGCUAGAAUAUAGUUUUGAGAUUUUAUUAGUCACAUUUUGUUUUUCAUUUCAUGUUCACCUGGACACUUCGAAAUGACUAACGAAACAAAGUUCGGUGAUAAAUUAUUUGCAAAUUUUGUAUCCAGAAUUUAUUUCAUAAAGAUGGGGAUUUUUGAAAGAAAAUGGGACAGGUUAUAACUAUUUUAGAUCACUAGAUUUUUUGAAAGUAUUUCCUCUCUGAGUCCUAAACUACAAACUACAAAAAAAGUUUGCAACUCUUGUCAAUGAUUCUGUCAAUGACAAAUACUCACCUUUAUCUCUAUGCACCAAAAUCACCAAAUAAAAAUACAAAUUGAAACAUAUUGAAAAAAUGUGAAAGAAUGAAAAUAUGAAAAAUAAUAUGGGUAACAUUUUUCUGAAAUAACUAACUAACUAGCUUAUUUCAAAUCUCCCCGUCUGAAAAAAGUCAAAAAUCACCUGUCAAAGGAAAAAACGAGAUUAUGAUAUGCGAAGCGAAGAGAAAUGACUAAUUUUUAAAUUAAUUUAGGGAAAUAUAUCGAUGGUGGAAUGAUUUCGAAUAAUCCGACACUUGAUUUGCUCUCCGAAAUUUGUUUCUGGAAUACGACUUGUCAGAAAAGCGGGGUAUGAUUUUGAAUUUAAAAAAAGAAUCACUAAAGUAUGUUUUUUUUGCAGAACAAUGGAAAAGUUGUUGAUAUUGGAUGUGUUUUAUCGGUUGGAACUGGUGUUACACCUGUCAGUCCAGUCGAUCCGUCUGUUUUUGAAAUGAAUGAUUUGAUGGGAUUAUUGAGAGGAAUUCGCAAUUUAUCACUUGUGGUCAUUGAUCAGGUUAGAAAUUAGAAAUGAGUCAGAAACGGGAAAAUUUGAUUACUUUUUUGGAAUGUCUUGGAUGAGAAAUUCUCACGAUGUUUGCUCGAAAAGUGCAUUUGGUUUACAAAAAAAUUUUAGAGACAAGUUUUCAGAUUUUUUCUUAAAACAAUUGGUCUUCGAAAACUCAAAGAAUAAUGAUUUGCCCGAAAAUUUCAUUUGGGAAUUGAUAUAUUUCUGAUUAGCUCUAAGUUGGUCGGAAUUUUUAAAACGAUUUAGGAAUUGAACCUUGAAACAGAAAGGUUCAAGUCGAAAGCCUAGAACAACCUCAGAAAAUGCAAAAAGUGCUGUAGGGGACAUGUUUUUCCAAAAAAAAAUUGGUUAAUUUUCAGGCAACGGCGACCGAAGGUGCACCAAUCACCCGAUCUCGAUCUUGGUGUCAUUCACUUGGAGCACCGUAUUUUAGACUCAACGCACCGAUUUUCAAGGUAAUAUCUUUGAAGUUUUUUUUUUCGCAAAAAAUAAUACUUACAUGUUUCUAGGACAUAAUAUUGGACACAAACGACGAUUUGGAUUUGGCAAAAAUCAUGUGGGAUUCAGUGGUUUAUUCGCAUACACACAGGUUUGUCUCACCAAAAAAUCUUUGUUAGUUUAGCUCGAUCAACCAAAAAAUUUAACGAGGAAAUUCUUUAAUUCGGUUGUUAUUAGAUCAAUUUAGUUAGAAACUUGUGUUUUGGAGCCUAAAAGAUAUAAAUUUCAGAAAGGACUUUGAGGAAAUUGCGAAUCUUUUGAAAAUGAUUGGAACAACUGAAGAGCGAAAAAAAUAUUUGUAA